Caenorhabditis sp. 36 PRJEB53466 is the source of this 1055-nucleotide messenger RNA. The record is from the annotation of a GenBank genome assembly. NCBI's taxonomy places the organism in Eukaryota, Metazoa, Nematoda, Chromadorea, Rhabditida, Rhabditidae.
AUGAAGAACGACAACAAGCACGUGUCGAUGGAGCUGCUUUCCGAUGAAGCGGGGAGCCAGCUGGAAGCGGAUACUCUCGCAAGGUAUUCACUAAUUUAGUUCUUAGCAAUCACCAACUUGCCCAUUUCAGAGAGCUCGAAGUCGACGGAUCCGUCAACGAGAUUGAUGACAAUGGGGUGAAUGAUCUGGCCGCUCAGCCACCACUUGCGAAUGUUUACGCUGCCGGUAUAUUUUCCUCUGACUGAUUAUAUUAUCAUACCUGCCGUUUCAGAAUUUGGCAAGUGCCAUCGAUUUUGGGUAAGACGAAAGCGGAUAAAUGGGAGGAGAAGGGAGUGGAAGCCACGAAGGACAAGGACGACGUGGAGAAGAAGAAGGGCCGUGGAUCCAAUGGAAACUAUUUGGAGGACGACGAUUCGGAUAUUCAAUUUUUGAAAGCAAUUCGAGCUCCUUUUCCGGCUGAGCAGUUGCGACUGACCAUUGAGAAAAUUCUAAAAGCGAACCUCUAUCAGUUGCUCUCGAAACUGCCGGAAAUGAUCCAGAAGCAGAUCGGCGAGGCUGCUGUGGUGACGACGCUCCGUGAAGUUCUCGAAUUCUUUAACUCAUCGAAGUCCUUGACAGGCACCCCGGUGGCGGACGAUGAACCCUCAUUGUACGGAUUCCCAGUCUCCCAACUGUGUAUUCCGCAGUUGAACGAGCAUUGCGGCAGUCUCUUCCGUGCCGGAAAACCCGCAACCAUUUUGAGUGUCUUCGCGCAAACCACUCUCGACGCGGUGGUGGCACUGGUGGCCGGUCAGACCGAAUUUCUCAAGGUCAAGCCGAAUGAUGAGCUGCAGAUGGACGGCAUCGCAAAGAAUCACGAACAGUCGAACAAGGCAGUUGAUGUAGAGGACAGGAACCUCGUCGUGGCCGCCCUCCAAUUGGAUGUCUUCAAAAAGAGGCAACAGGUGGAGAAAGACCGCAAUGUCGAAGUGAACGAACAAAACGAGGAGGAUGGCCGCGCGGAGAAGGACCAGGAAGAGGAGGAGCCGACCCGCAAGAGAGCCCGCCUUGCGUAG